This is a messenger RNA of Coregonus sp. 'balchen', 5008 nucleotides long. Lineage: Eukaryota; Metazoa; Chordata; Actinopteri; Salmoniformes; Salmonidae. The record is from the annotation of a GenBank genome assembly.
CAGUAAUCCAACUUCCCGUUUACAUCACGUCACCACAGCCCUUUCCGUUCCAAGCCUUUUCUCCCUCCGCUCGCUCUCUUUUCUACUUUUCGGUCCACGUGCAGAUUUCUUAGAUUUUAGCACCAAAAACACCGCAAGAACAGUUUGGACCAAAUGGCGUCGUCAUUCGAACAGAUGAGAGCCAACGUGGGAAAGCUCUUACGAGGAAUUGAUAGGUAUGGAAAUUUGUUUGACAAAUAUUAGCUUAGCUAGCCCAUUCAGUUUGCUAGCUAGCUGCUGCUACGUAAUGCUAGCUAAGUUUGAUUGUUUGAAAGUAUGCAGAAAGUUACAGUUAACGUAGCUGUUGGAAUAAUUUAUUAGACAUAUCCAACAUUAACGACGUGCACGUUUGACAAACCUUUGGUUGACCUAAUAUGACUUGUAAGCGAACGUUAACUAGCUAGCUAGGUACACCGGCUUGUACCGGUAAACUGUAAGCUAACGUUAGUUAGCGAGCACAACAACAUCCUUUGACAGCUGGUUGGUUAUGAUGCAGAUUGAUUGGGUCUCUGCAUGUUUUUGCACAACUUGUUGUGUGUUGUAGUUUAAGUAACGUUAGUUAACUAGCUGUGUCGGCUAUCUGUUGAAUCCAUGCCCUUGAUGUUAUUUUGUUAAUGAUCUCUUUCAGAUACAACCCAGAGAACCUUUCAACACUGGAACGCUACGUGGAAACACAAGUUAAAGAAAAUGCCUACGACCUAGAGGCCAAUUUGGCUAUCCUCAAAUUGUGAGUCACCCUACCUCAGACUGUCUGUUGACUACUAUCACGUUUGUAAGGCCUGUAAAAAAUGGAUAACAUAUGUAGUUCCAUUUGCCUGUUGGGUGGCAAGCAGCCCUUGAUCAUGACUCAGUUCAGUUACAUUACACAUAAGAGUCAUUGGACAAAGGCUUCUUCUGUACAGGGGAGUUUUGUUAAGAGCCCCUGCGCUCAGUCUGAAAAUGAACAGCGAAGCAUAAGGACCUUUAUCAUAUCAACGAGAAAUCAUUUUCAAAAGCAAAAGGUUAAAUUGAUACACACCUUGAUAGGGUUAGUGUUCCCACACGACCAUAUCUCCAUGUUACAUUGCGUGUUUACGUAAGACAGAAGUUGACCACCUGUACUAAUUAGCUAUCUCGUAGUGACGGUUCACUGAUAAUCAUUGGUCGCCGGUUCAAAUGUUUAAGAUGCGAGUGCAUUAUUUAGUUAUUAUUUUUCUGCCAUAUUCCGAAAAUACCUCCAAUCUGUUGUGACUGAAUUGAUGCGCCCUCUCCUUCAGCCUAUCAAACUGUUAUACAUGACAUUGAUCUACAAGUCAGAUAACAACUGUGCACAGUGCGGGAAACGCAGCUGCUCGCACCAAUGAGAGGUAGGUCUACCCUGUGCUAAUAUUCGUAGGCUACAUCUCCGAGUCACCUUCAGCGUUCAGAUGUUUGUAAAAUGGCUUUCGCAAUAUUAAAUCAUAGGCUUUAUUAAUUAGACAACUAAUGUAAUUUGCUGGGUCAUUGUUACCAAAUGCUCUGUAGAAAAUUGUGUUUUACUGGUGGAACUGUGUAGGCUACUGGAGUGGACACAACUGAUCACACAUCUAACUGCUGAUUGGGGCUUUUCGAUUGGCAGGUUCACCGUACUAAAUAUUUAAACAGUCAGUGCAUUCGGUAAUUUUUACAUGAACAGUGGUAGAUGCUCGAUCUGCCAAAUAGCUCCGCUCACACACUACAUCAUUCACACACACAGGGCCACUCAGAGAAGUCAGGUCAGACAGAUCCAGCUCCUGAGCUCCAUCAGUAUUAGAUAUGGAUUUAGAAUGGAAAAUGUGUUCAUACAACAAUUGUUAGUGCAUCGCUUCCCGUUCCACUAAUCAAAUCGAAACACACAGAAUUGUUUCAAACUAAAAGUAUCGUUCCUGUAUCGCGUUGGAGCCCAUGUGUAUUGAAUCAUGCUUGUAAGGAGAGAUGCACAUCUCUACUAUCUAGCAUGCUCCGAACACCUGUGUGUAACUGAAGAAGGUCGCCAGAAACGUUUUGUAACUGAAAAAUAAAGUCUGCUUCAACUGUGAUAAAGACUGUUAAAACAGUGUACAGUAAGUGUAUAUUUUGCAUUUGUGAAAUUAUUUUGAUGUGAUAUGAAGGUAAAGGGCUUAAUGUUUCUAGAACCGUAUCGCAAUUGAGAACUGAUUCACAUGUAGAUGGAGUUUUUGGCUGCCAGAGCCAUUCUACCUCUGAAAAUAACAUAAGGUCCUUGGACCUUAAGGUGUACAUUCUCGGGCAAGCAGAACACCACUCAUGGCUAUAUCAGUAACAGAGAUGCUGUUCUUGUUCCUUAAGGUACCAGUUCAACCCUGCCUACUUCCAGGUCACAGUGACGUCGCAGAUUCUGCUCAAGGCCCUGACCAACCUACCACACACAGACUUUACUCUGUGCAAGUGCAUGAUUGACCAGACACACGUAUCCUUUUGUUGCUCAGUAUAAUCUAGUAGUAUAAUCCUGCAACAAUUGCAAUUUGUCCACUUCUGUACUCCCUGUCAACCAAAACAGUGACAAUAAUUUGUUCAAAAACACUGAUAAUCAUUUAGGCUUGGGCGGUAUACUGUAUUCCGGGGUAUUUGGAAAUGGCCACAGGAUGGUUUUUCAAUACCGUUGGAAAUAUGUAUUCAAUGUUUUUUUUAUUUAAUUUUUUUAUUUGUAGCUACUUUUUAAGUAAAUACCUGCAGUCAACUUGUACAAUAUGUUAGAAGAUAAAGAAGAUUGUGUUCUUAAUUUCACCUGUCAAAUUUUUUCAUUAUGACGCUUACUGGUAGUCCCCAGUCACGUGGUGUUUGUUUUACAAUUACACAACGAUGAGAGACAAGAGACCGGAGUCUUGUGAGUCACUCACUGUUGUGCAGCAUGCGCCAGGUGAUCUAGUUACAGUAUGGAAUUCACAACUAUAUGUUUGCCAGCUAGAUAUCUUAUAACUAUUAAGUUAACUGACUAAAAUGUGCUAAAUGCUCUGCAGUUGUGCAUUUGGUUUGCUAAUUUGGUAGCUAGUUAGCUAUCUAGCUAAGUAGUUAGCUUCUUCCAAAAUCAAACUUUGUUUAGUAACAGCAGAUAAUCCACUCCUGGAUCAAGAGCCUUGCUGUCUUAUAUUUGUUUUGUGCUCGCAGCAAACUGUGAGUAGCAUUUUUUUUGUUGUUGCUUGUAUAACUUUAUGAGCUGGGAUGUCUGUCCUGCAAAUACUUUAGAUCAGAGACUGUAUAAAAUGUUUGCAAAGUACUCGUUAACAUUUAGUUAGCAUUCUCUAUGGGAUUUUACAUGUACUUGUUAGCAUUGCUAACCUUUGGAUUACAAUGGCUCAGUGAGGUUGGAAAAUAGCUCCCCUUGUGUUCAGGGCCGGUAUUACAGAAUACCCAGUAUGGCACAAGGUCGGUAUGAAAGUAUGGCAAUCUGGAUACUGCCCAAGCCUACAAAAAUGUGUUUUGUUUUGAUUGUUGUUCUCCGGGGUUUGUGUUGGAGUAAUGGUGUGGACAUUACUGUCUUAUGUGGCCAGUUGUUUGCUCUGUGUGUGGUGCCUUUCCUUGACUACAGUGAAGCAGCAGGAGGAGCGCCCCAUAAGGCAGAUCCUGUACCUGGGGAACCUCCUGGAGACCUGCCAUUUCCAGUCCUUCUGGGUAUGUACACAAUACAAUAUCUGUUUGUCUGUCUCUUUGUUUCACCCGCCUUUUGCCCUGCUGAUUUCACUCAACUUUCCAAUCAUUGUUAGAUCAUUUUUGGGAUCCUGACAUGGAGCGGUUACAAACAGAACAUUGAGGUUAAACAUGACUGUACAUUGUGGCUCUAACUGGACAUUGAUGGCUGUACUAAUAGACAACCCCUAUCAUGACUUCAUUACAUCUUUAUGAAAUGUGACAUCCAGUUAUCAUAAUGGUAUGAUUGUAUGGUACUCAUUCCUUUGUGUCUGUCACACAGUCCAGUCUGGAGGAGAACAGGGAAUUCAUUGACGGCAUCACAGGCUUUGAGGACUCAGUGCGCAAGUGUGAGUAGAAUAUUUGGAAAUCAAGUUUAGUUGAUGACUGCAUAAUAUUGCAAUAAAAACGUGAUAAUAGCCUUGUCUAACUGCUGCUCUCUCCACAGUUAUCUGCCAUGUGGUUGGAAUCACAUACCAGAACAUUGAGCAUCGACUUCUGGCUGAGAUGCUGGGUGAUCCCCUUGGUAAGACCAUUCAUUUAAAAUGUAUAUAUUUUGGAGAGUGCUGUCCUAUUGAUUUCCUUUCUUUGUGACUCUACAGUGUUAAUUAUCUGCAAGUCAUAUCUCACUUCACCCUGCUCAUUUGACUUCCUGCUCCCCAUACAGACAUGCAGGUGAAGGUGUGGAUGAGCAAGUACGGGUGGACGGAGAACGAGGAAGGGCAGAUCUUCAUCUUUAACCAGGAGGAGAGCGUCAAGCCCAAGAACAUUGUUGAAAAGAUUGACUUUGAGAGUGAGUGUUUCCUUGUCUUGUGUCCCAGUUUCUGUCUUGUUUGCUGGUAUCCAUUGAAGUUGCUUUGUGUUGUUUGUCUAUAGUCACUUUUAGCAUACAUUUUCAAAGUUCAACUUCUCCUUCCACCCCAUCACCCCUGUCAGUGUAGCUUUAUGUAACCUAAGACUUUUAAUGGAAAGACAAUUUUGUUGACUUUCUUUCCCAUUGUUUUCUCCUGCUCCCUUCUGUCUUCCUCUCCCCCUUUUCUCUCCUGUAUUUUCCUUUGUUUCUGUCCCUCUUUCCACAGGUGUAUCCAGCAUCAUGGCCACAUCUCAGUGAUACCCAGACACAUCUGCACAAACACUCAGAAUGCACAAUAAAAAAAUGUACAGCAGUACAUAUACCUCAAACCAACCUUUCACAAUAAAUGUUAAUUAUCCAUUCAAACUCAGGCCCAAAGUGUCCUGAUCUUUUCUCUGAUUACAUUGAACUAGUCUCUGAUGUUAACCUUAAGUCCAUUCCAGGAAAGGAAUUAUUACCAGAAAUAGGGACUGU